AAGAAACCCGAGCUGGCAGGAUGUCAUUUUCACCGCGUAUCAGAAGGACGUUGAUUUAUGCGCACGUCAUAUAAUUAUAAACCACCAGGAGGAAAGGAUACUUAUUCCUAAAGACUCGGUCAACACACAUUUGGUGUUCUUCGAUCAAAAGCAACCGGUGAACCACCGCUUUGUAUGAGUUACGUAAUUCCGAUCGCAAUCUGCAACGCGUUGAAUUCCGCUAGAGCGGAGGUAGGGAAUACGGAUGAGUGGUAUCGAUUGGAUGGACCCCCCCCCCGUGCACCCCACUGAACGCAUACUUCUAACCAGUUUAACCAACAAAGAUAGCAUGGUGCUUUGAGAGCAAAAUAUAUGUUAUGUAUAUAUCCUAUGAGAACGAGUAGCACUCUUUGAACGGAAAUAGUGAGUCGUAAUCCUACUUCUACUACAUCGCAUCGACACGAUUGCCCAGUGAAAAUGCAAACAGAAAUAGUUUCCAAAUAUAGAAGAAACUGCAUUAACUUUACGAUCAAUGGAGUGCCGCAUACCGUAUCAGGAUGCAUACCGAGUGGCACGUCACUCAACGUUUACAUCCGCGAUUAUGCGAAACUGCGUGGCACAAAGGCGAUGUGCCACGAGGGUGGCUGCGGCGUCUGUAUUGUGGCUGUGGAAAUCAAGGGCAAGACAAUGGCCGUGAAUUCCUGCCUUGUACCGAUACUGAUCUGCGACGGAUGGGCCAUUUGCACGAUCGAGAGUUUAGGUAACAGGCGAGACGGUUAUCAUACGAUUCAAGUUACGCUUGCUGACAAAAACGGCUCGCAAUGCGGAUAUUGCUCCCCCGGCAUGGUGAUGAAUUUAUAUAGUCUCAUUCAUGACAAAAAGUUGUCUAUGCAGCAAAUCGAAAACUCAUUCGGUGGCAACAUUUGUCGAUGUACUGGGUAUCGACCAAUUUUAGACGCGUUCAAAAGUUUUGCGACCGAUGCACCUGCGUCAAUGGUGAAGAAUAUUCGCGACAUUGAGGAGUUGUACAAGAUCAAAGCCUGUCCGAAGUAUGGGAUUCCAUGUAUCGAUACUUGCUGCGAUCAGCAACUUUCCCAUGAAGACACAACGUUGGAUAUAAAGUUAGCAGACUCGGAAUUUUUCAAAGUUUACUCGAUCCGUGAUCUAUUCGCAAUAUUUCGACAGAAACCGAAUGCUACUUAUAUUUUAAAUGGGGGAAACACUGCACACGGUGUUUAUCGCACAAACAAAAAAGAUCUCUACAUCGAUAUAAACGAUAUCCCAGACUUGCGUAAUAUUCAGAAAACCAAUCAGUACUUAGUCCUAGGCGGAAAUACAACUCUUACCACGGUGAUAGAGGCCUUCCAGAAGUACUCAUUCGAAAACAAAUUUAAAUAUUUACGUCAACUGGCUCAGCACGUAGACCUGAUCGCAAAUGUGCCGGUGCGAAACAUCGGCAGCAUCGCCGGCAACUUGAUGAUCAAGCACGCGCACAAUGAAUUUCCCUCCGAUAUGUUUUUGAUAUUAGAGACUGUCGGUACUCAAGUACACGUCCUCGAAUCACCCGCUCGCAAGCAGAGUGUGACAUUGUUGGAGUUUCUGAAACUCGACAUGUUCCACAAGAUCAUCUAUAGCGUGGUCUUGCCACCGCUAUCCGACGAGUACGAAUACAGAUCCUACAAGAUAAUGCCUAGAGCUCAGAACGCUCACGCUCACGUCAAUGCCGGUUUUCUCUUCAAAUUCGGCGCUGGAGGCAUGGUGCUGGAGAGGCCCAACAUUAUCUAUGGAGGCAUCAAUAAGGAUUUCUUCCACGCGACCAACACGGAGCUAAUGUUGAUAGGUAAAUCGAUCCUAAACAAUCAGGUGCUAAAGUCCGCUUUGAAGACGUUGCAUGAUGAACUGCAUCCGGACCAUGUGCUGCCGUCCUAUUCGCCGGAAUUUCGUACAACUAUUGCCGAAGGAUUAUUUUAUAAGUUUGUGUUGAGCAUCAAACCAGAGAUUGUAAAUCCCAGAUUUUGUAGCGGUGGUUUCGUGUUACAGCGAGGUCUCUCUUCAGGUACGCAAGACUACGACACGAAUGCGACAUUGUGGCCGAUAAAUGAGCCUAUAACGAAAUUAGAUGCUAUAAAACAGACAUCGGGCGAGGCUCAAUAUUGCAAUGAUCUGCCUCCAUAUCCUAGGGAGGUGUUUUGCUCUUUCGUGGUCACGAAAUGUGGUAGCGGCAAAAUUGACAGUAUAGAUGCGAGCAAAGCGCUUAGCAUGGAGGGUGUAGUGGCGUUCUUUAGCGCCAAGGACAUACCGGGAAAGAAUCUGUUCAUUUCGGCCGCCAGCAAGUUGACGUUCUUGCAGGAAGACGAGUUGCUUUUCGCCGAAGAGGAUAUUCUGUAUGCUGGUCAGCCAGUAGGCGUGAUCGUCGCGAAAACAAAUAAUUUGGCGAACGAGGCCGCAAAAUUGGUGGAAAUUAAAUAUAGCGGAUCUCAAACGAAGCCAGUAAUAAGUAUCGAGGAUGCACUUGCCACGCAAGACGACGCUAGAUUUAUGCAGAGUGUCAACGUCCCGGCGAAAAAGAAAGGAGGAAAUACUAAACAAGUGAUAAAGGGCGUCUUUCAAUGCGGCAGCCAAUAUCACUAUACCAUGGAGACUCAAUCUUGCGUAUGCGUUCCUGUGGAGGACGGUAUGGAUGUCUAUCCAUCAUCGCAAUGGUUGGACAUCACUCAAGUAUCGAUCGCGAAUUGCCUCAAUGUUAAGAAUAAUAGUAUCAAUGUGUAUGUGAGACGACUUGGCGGUGCAUACGGAUCAAAAAUCUCGCGCAACACGCAAAUCUCGUGUGCUUGCGCACUGGUAUGUCACAAACUGAAUCGUCCAGCGCGAUUCAUUAUGAUGAUAGAGAGCAAUAUGCAAUCGAUUGGCAAGAGAUACUCCACGCGUCAAGAAUAUGAGAUUGGAGUGGACGAUGACGGAGUUAUCCAGUAUCUUAACUCGAAACAUUGGGGCAAUUGCGGUUCCAGUUUCAGCGAACCACAAGCUGCCACGGUGGUUUUCUACAUGCAAGGUAGCUGUUAUGCGACCGAUAGUUGGACAUUCAACGGAUUCGAGGUGCGAACCGAUUUACCGUCAAACACACACUGUCGUGCGCCAGGAUCCACGGAAGGAGUGGCCAUGAUUGAAAAUAUAAUGGAACACAUCGCGAAAGUGACGAAAAAGGAUCCGGUACAGGUCAGAUUGUCGAAUAUGAACGAUGUAGAUAAGGCCGCAUUAGAAACCAUGGUAAAGGAUUUGUCGAAAUCGGCCGAUUAUGAGAUGCGGAAGCGGGCCGUUGAGGCAUUCAACAACGAGAAUCGUUGGAAGAAAAAGGGAAUCGCUAUUGUGACGAUGAGGUAUCCGAUGUUAUAUAUAGGGCAAUUCCACGCGAUGGUGUCGGUCUGCGCUCGAGACGGUUCGGUUUGCGUGACGCAUGGCGGAAUCGAAAUCGGACAAGGUAUAAAUACCAAGAUCGCUCAAAUAGCAGCUCACACACUGGGGAUCGAUCUCGAAUUAAUCUCCAUUAAACAAAGUAAUAAUUUAGCAACACCCAACAACUCGAAUACAGGAGGGAACAUUACUACGGAGACCUGCGGAUAUGCAACGAUCCGAGCUUGCGAAGAGAUUCUGGAAAGACUCGAGCCGAUAAGAAAAGAAAUGAAUAAUCCGAGCUGGAAGGAUCUCGUCUUCACGGCGUAUCAAAAGGACGUUGAUUUAUGCGCACGUUAUAUGAUGGCGGCCGCACAGAACGAUACAAUCAAGCCUUACGGCAUUUACGGUGUCACUAUUGCCGAAGUGGAGAUCGAUGUGUUGACCGGCCAGCAUAUUAUCAGGAGAGUCGAUUUGAUGGAAGACGCUGGUGUAAGCUUGAAUCCGAAGGUCGACGUCGGUCAGGUAGAGGGAGCUUUCGUGAUGGGAAUAGGAUACUGGACUUCCGAGGAUUUGGUGUACGAUCCUAAAACAGGAAUAUUAACGAAUGACAGAACUUGGAAUUAUAAACCGCCAGGAGCGAAGGAUAUUCCUGAAGAUUUCCGCGUAUCCUUACUCAAGAAUUCGGCCAACACAGUCGGUAUCUUUGGUUCAAAAGCAACCGGUGAACCACCGAUUUGUAUGAGUUACGUGAUUCUGAUCGCGAUCCGCAAUGCGUUGAACUCCGCUAGGGCGGAGGCAGGGAAUACGGAUGAAUGGUAUCGAUUGGAUGGACCAUGUACCACCGAACGUAUACUUCUAAGCAGUUUAACCAACACGAAUGACAUGGUGCUUUGAGAGCAAAAGUAAGAUUCAUUCGCAAAUAGAUAGAUGCUUAAAAUAGUCCUGCACUUAUUCGCUCUUUGAUCGUUUCCUAAUUGGAAUAAAUUUAGAGUCCUAACGACAAGACAAUUUAUCUACGUUUCGUCGAUACAAAAGAUUUUCGGGGUAAUAAUGGGACCAUA
Temnothorax curvispinosus is the source of this 4433-nucleotide messenger RNA. Its product is annotated as xanthine dehydrogenase/oxidase-like. The record is from RefSeq and is a predicted model, not a curated record. Lineage: Eukaryota; Metazoa; Arthropoda; Insecta; Hymenoptera; Formicidae. The coding region runs from base 457 to 4266 and encodes 1269 amino acids. Gene Ontology annotation, molecular function: oxidoreductase activity; 2 iron, 2 sulfur cluster binding; iron ion binding. The transcript is spliced from 22 exons.